Molecule: messenger RNA, 2151 nt
Organism: Cryptomeria japonica (Japanese cedar)
Lineage: Eukaryota; Viridiplantae; Streptophyta; Pinopsida; Cupressales; Cupressaceae
Product: beta-fructofuranosidase, insoluble isoenzyme 1
Exons: 6
Coding region: 320-1864 (514 amino acids)
Biological process (GO): carbohydrate metabolic process
Molecular function (GO): hydrolase activity, hydrolyzing O-glycosyl compounds
Source: RefSeq, a predicted model, not a curated record
GCUUCCCUUCUAAACAAAUCCUUUCAACUCGGUCGCAUGUUAUUUAUAAUCUUGUUUGUUUCGCCCCUAAUCGAUAUAUAGAGGAACAGACUCUCAAACUUGCGUGUUCUAGAUUGGAUUUUCCCAAUGGCAAGAACUAGUUUUUUUGCUAUUGCAGUGAUAUGUUUCUGGAUUAUUUGCCUAUUCCCUGUAAGCAAUGCUUCCCAUGUUAUCUACAACGUGGAGUUGAACACUUGGGGAGAGUACAACACGGUUUCCCCAACUGUGCAACAACGCUAUCGCACUGCCUACCAUUUCCAGCCUCCCAAAAACUGGAUGAAUGGUUUGGCCCAUGUUUUAUAAAGGAGUAUAUCAUUUGUUUUACCAAUACAAUCCCAAGGGAGCUGUGUGGGGCAAUAUUGUAUGGGAGCAUGCUGUGUCAAAGGAUCUUAUUAAUUGGGAAUCUCUUGAAACUGCAAUUGUUCCAAGCGAAUGGUAUGAUAUAAAGGGUUGCUGGUCUGGUUCUGCUACCAUUUUGACUGGAGAGAAGCCUGUGAUCCUUUAUACAGGAUGGGACAACUCCUCUAGGCAAGUUCAGAACAUGGCUGUUCCUAAGAAUGCAUCUGAUCCCUACUUGAGGGAAUGGAUAAAGAUCCCCCAAAACCCAAUUAUGGUUCCACUUCCAGAAAAUGGAAUCAAUGUGAGCUCUUUCAGAGAUCCAACCACAGCAUGGCUUGGAAAAGAUGGGAGAUGGAGACUUAUUGUGGGUAAUAAAGAGGAUCGACAUCACAAGGGAAGAGCCCUCCUUUACACCAGCAAAGAUUUCAUUCGCUGGACCAAAAAGCAGCACCCCCUCCAUUCUUCUAAGAAGACUGGAAUGUGGGAGUGCCCUGACUUUUACCCUGUUUCUCAUAGGGGAGAAUUGGGACUGGAUACUUCGGUUACUGGGCCUGGGCUUAAGCAUGUGUUGAAGGUUUCUCUUGAUGAUACAAGAUUUGAGUAUUAUACGAUCGGAACUUACUUCCCAGACCUGGAUCGAUAUGUUCCAGACAAUACAAGUGUAGACAAUAAAAAUGGAUUGAGAUAUGAUUAUGGAAAAUUCUAUGCAUCCAAGACCUUUUUUGAUAAUUAUAAGACAAGGAGAAUUCUGUGGGGAUGGAUUAAUGAAUCAGACAGUACUCAGGAUGAUGUUGACAAGGGCUGGUCUGGUGUUCAGGCCAUGCCAAGAUCGAUUUGGCUAGACAAUGUCGCUAAAAGCCAGCUGAUUCAGUGGCCAGUUUCAGAGUUGGAGUCCCUUCGUGGAAACAAAAUCUACAAAGAAGAUAUCAUUCUUAUGGGUGGAUCCACCAUUGAAAUUUCAGGCCUCACAGCUGCACAGGCUGAUGUAGAGGUCUCCUUCAAUCUGCCAAGUCUUACUGAUGUAGAGAGAAUGGAUUCAAAUCUAGACGCCCAACAACUGUGCAGUGUGAAUGGAACAGCUUCAAAUAGUAUGGUUGGCCCAUUUGGCCUCUUGGUUUUGGCUUCUAGUGAUUUGGCUGAACAAACUGCUGUUUACUUUAGAAUUGGGCAUCAUCAGAACAAGAUGAAAGUACUAAUGUGCAGUGACCAGAGCAGAUCAUCUUUGCAAUCAGAUGUUGAUAAAACAACAUAUGGAGCCUUUGUACCAUUUUCCCUGAAACAAAAGAGUCUCUCUCUGAGAAUCCUGGUUGACCAUUCAAUUGUGGAGAGUUUUGGGGAAGGAGGGAAGAGUUGUAUAACGGCUAGAGCUUAUCCUACUCAGGCAAUUGGAGAGGAUGCCCGCCUUUACUUAUUCAACAAUGGUUCUACUUCUGUUGUGGCCAGCAAAUUGACAGCAUGGGACAUGGGGUCCGCCCAGCAGCCUUAGUUUCAUUCCUCUAAGGCUUAAAAAAAAGCCAUCCAGAUAAGCCUAUUUGGGCAAAAAGGUAUUGUAAUCUGUGCCUGUGGUCAAUCAUUUUGUCUGAGAUUGUCCUUUUGCAUUGGCUCAAUGUAUAAACGGCAAGAAUAAUCUGUACUGUUUGACCUACAGAACUAUUGAUUUAUCAAGUAUAGAAUAGUACUCGUAGAUUAUGUUAUUUUCUUACAUGGCACAUUGUUAAGUUUCCAAGUGGAGUUACUAUAUUGAAAAAGUGCUGCCUAUUAUUGCGUUUGACC